GAAGAUUCUAUAAAAAGUAAAUGAUGUAUUAUAUAUUUAACGAGUUAACACAAAAAGAAACAAAUAAAUGACAAGUCAAGAAGUAAUAAGAACUAGUUGGAUAGAAAGAAGAGAAGAUUAAUCAAGUGAGUUUCAACAUAUGAAGAGUUUGAAAGUCAUGAAAAUGGAAGGUAAAACAAGAGAGAGAGAGAGAGUCUCGAUAACCACAAAUAGAAAUAUUAAAAGCUAGGAUGAUGAAAUACAUUCAGUAUGCGAAUCAACCAUAUCUGGUCUUAGGAUACUUAAAAGCAUUAAAACGUGUAGGUGCAGAGUCAUAAGUGCAAUCUCGUUCGAUGCUCGAAGAAACGUAGUAGUAAGUCCAGACAAAUACAGGGCCGCAGUUCUUUGCAUCAAUUCGAAUGUUCAAAGAUACACUACCGAAAGUGAUCUCGUUGUAGCUGUGUUAUAAAUAGAAUUUAGCGUUUACUCCCGCGAUUGCGGCCCUACAUCGAGGAGAGCUAUUUUCGAGAUCCAUCGCGAGUCGUUACAGUCCUCUUCUUGGUUCUAACGAGUUUCGUUCGGAAGGAGCACUGUAGUUCCUAACAAAUAAUUCACUGAAAGAGAGAGAAAGAGAGAGAGAAAGAGAGAAAGAUCAUUUACCUCGCGAAACGAGACAAACGGAUGUAUUAUUGUUUUCAAAUUUUUCCCGCUAAGUGAAUCUCUUCCCAAUAGUAUCUUCAAACAAUCAAAUCAUCUUCCUAACUCUAAUUUUCUUCUUUUCUUACACCUCUUCUUUCCCUUAUUCAAUUUUGUUCAAAGUGUAUUUUUUUUUUUGUGAUAGAAAUUUUACGUCUUAACGUACGUGAAUAAAUCAAAAUGUGUUUACAUGAAGAUAUUAUGUAUAUUGUUAUUGAAAAAAUUUGUUUCGUGUUGUCGCAUAGUAAUAUAUAUUUUCGAUAAAAACGACGCCAUUUCGUAGAUGAAAACAACGAAACUUCGAAAGAAGAUAAAUGAAAAAGUUAUUGGCGUAUAUACAUGUGACGUUAGUGUUUAUUAGUUAGAGUUUUUUCUAAUUUGAAAAGUGUUAAACGAUAUUAAAAUAUAUGAUUUCAUAUGAUGAACGUUUUAAUAAUAAUUUGACGUAUAAAUUGUCAUUAUAAAGUUAUUUGUUUGAUGCCGUGUCAUUUGAAUUUACUGUAUAAGCUUGUGCAUGAGUUUAUAAGAUUUGUUAAAGUUUUGACAAAAGUAUAAGACAACAUAGAGGAUGUUCAGUUCCUUAAGAUUGGCGACGAUGAGGUCGCACAAAAGUCGAGCCAGACCUGGUAGCGUAGCCACGUCGGCAAGUUCAGAUUCCGGUAGGGCAGAGGAAGUACCCCCACUUCUUUUCCAUCCCCCAAGUUUUUUGCUUCUCGACGAACAAGACGGCAAUAUAUCGUCACCGUCAAGUGUAUCAUCUAAAGUUGCACAAGUCAGAGUAGAACGUGAGGGUGGGAGCCUUGGUGUCACUCUUCGCGGUGGAGUUUCCAGAGCUCUCGUUGUCACAGGAAUGAAAGCGGAUGGUCCAACUGCAAAAGAAGGAAGAGUUAGACCUGGUGACAGAUUACUUGCGGUCGAUGAUACCGAAUUAAGCGGUUUAUCUUUAGCCGAAGCUCAAAGAGCACUUAGAAGAAGUUCAGAUUCACCUGUAGCUUCUUUGACCAUCGAAUAUGAUGUUGCCAACAUGGACGAAGCUCGAGCAGCAACGUCUGGUCCACUUUUGGUCCAGCUCGAACGUGGACUCUCAGGAGAACUAGGUUUAACCGUAAGAGAAAUAUCUAACGGAGUUUACAUCGAGAGUCUUCGACCAGCAAGUACAGCAGAUCGUUGUGGCGCGUUACAACCAGGAGACAAACUUUUAGCGGUAGACGAUACACCGGUACAGGAUGCUGUCACGGCAGCUAAAUUAUUGAGAAAUACUUCGGAGAAUUGUCGUAUAGCAAAAUUACAGAUUCUACCAAGACUACAAAGUACAUCAGCGAGAACGGUUAAAAGAAGAGCUCAACCACAGGUGCAACAAAGCUCGAAUCAAACCUUGCAAACGAAGGAAAGUUUGACGGUAAUACUUCGACCCGAUCAUAGAGGUUUUGGUCUCGCAUUGAAACAAACGGAAGAUCGUAUGAAUUAUGUGAUCAAUUUUUUGGAAGCUGGUGGUCCCGCUGAACAAAGUGGCGUUUUAUUACCCGGUGAUCGAGCAAUCGCUAUUAAUCGUACUAUAUUACGCGAUUUAAAACCUACCGAUGUGGCUGAUAUUUUAGAAAAUUCACAAAUGAUUGAACUUGUUACUGAGUACAAGGUGGGUGGUCCAGUUGUACCUAAUUCUGGUGUUUUUACUGUAAGAGUUGCAAGACCUCUUGGUGGCCAUCCUGAUUUAGGACUUACUGUAAACGAAGAUUUAGUAAUUACCGAAGUCCGUAAAGGUUCUCUCGCAUAUAGAACAGGUAGUUUAGCAUCGGGAGAUCGCAUAUUAGCUAUUGACAAUCAAAAAUUAGAUGCCGGUGAUCUGAGACAAGCUGCACAAUUACUUCACCGACCUGGAAGUUCUGUUGUUGCUUUGACUGUAAGAAAAUCAGAUCCACUUUCGGAAACAAGAGAUUAUUGUAAAGAAUCAAGUAUAGGAAGUGAUACAGUACCAACUCAGUAUCCUCCAACUAUUUUACGUUCUGCCAGGGAAAGUUUGCCAAGUGUCGAUAGUGCGGUGGAUUCUUGGGGAGAAUUAGGAGAAAGUAGCGGAGCAGGCCCAGAAAUAUUGAGACUGUGGGAUGCGGUUUCUGUGGACAGUGGACAAUUAGAUCCUCCUACACCACCUUAUCAAAACUCUCAAGAACAUGGGGUAUCAGACAAUAGACCUCAACAAAUAAUACACGUAUCAUUGCACAAGGAUCCAGUUUAUGAAGACUUCGGAUUUUCAGUUUCCGAUGGACUUUACGAACGUGGCGUAUAUAUUAAUCGUUUGAGACCCGGUGGACCUUGCGACGGAGUAUUACGACCCUACGAUAGAAUUCUACGUGUAAACGAAGCAAAUACAGAAGAUUGCGAUUGUUGUUUGGCCGUACCAUUGAUCGCCGCUGCUGGUCCACGUUUAGAUUUAACUGUGGCUAGGCCACUAUCAUCACCUCAGGACAUCGUCAAAACUUUCUAGGGCGUAAUGAUAAAGUAGUUUAUUUAAUAUGAAUGAUGAUGGCUGCUGCGAUACUAAUAUCUCUGGUAUAUUUUUGUACGCAUGUGUUUAUUUAUAUAAAAAAAUAAAUUUAUACUAUA
Molecule: messenger RNA, 3276 nt
Organism: Polistes dominula (European paper wasp)
Lineage: Eukaryota; Metazoa; Arthropoda; Insecta; Hymenoptera; Vespidae
Gene: Grip
Product: Glutamate receptor interacting protein
Biological process (GO): neurotransmitter receptor transport, endosome to postsynaptic membrane
Molecular function (GO): protein binding
Source: RefSeq, a predicted model, not a curated record